AUGUCUUCGCAACCGCUUCUCCAAACAGCACCUGGCAAGCGCAUCGCCCUGCCCACUCGCGUUGAGCCCAAGGUCUUCUUCGCCAACGAGCGUACUUUUCUCAGCUGGCUGAACUUCACCGUCAUCCUGGGCGGUCUUGCCGUCGGUCUCCUUAACUUUGGUGACAAGGUCGGUCAGAUCUCUGCUGGUCUCUUUACUCUGGUCGCCAUGGCUACUAUGAUUUACGCCCUGGUCACCUUCCACUGGAGAGCAAAGAGCAUUCGCAUGAGAGGUCAGAGCGGCUUCGACGACCGCUUCGGUCCCACGGUCCUGGCCAUUGCUCUGUUGGCUGCUGUUAUUGUCAACUUCGUCCUUCGUGUGACUGGAGCUGGUGGCAGCCACAAGUGA
Aureobasidium pullulans EXF-150 is the source of this 387-nucleotide messenger RNA. Its product is annotated as vacuolar transporter chaperone 1. The transcript has 2 exons. Gene Ontology annotation, cellular component: fungal-type vacuole membrane; vacuolar transporter chaperone complex. The record is from RefSeq and is a predicted model, not a curated record. Lineage: Eukaryota; Fungi; Ascomycota; Dothideomycetes; Dothideales; Saccotheciaceae. The coding region runs from base 1 to 387 and encodes 128 amino acids.